Molecule: messenger RNA, 1077 nt
Organism: Linepithema humile (Argentine ant)
Lineage: Eukaryota; Metazoa; Arthropoda; Insecta; Hymenoptera; Formicidae
Gene: mRpL28
Product: mitochondrial ribosomal protein L28
Cellular component (GO): mitochondrial large ribosomal subunit
Molecular function (GO): structural constituent of ribosome
Source: RefSeq, a predicted model, not a curated record
GGCACGAGUUCACGAAAAAUACCGGCCUGGCCAGAUGAACCAGAUAUCUCUAACUAUGAUGAUCUAAAUGCAAUUUAAUACAAGUGCAACAUUUAGUUGAUUUGUUUUGUAAUUUCUCAUAAUUCUAUCUGCUUGAUCAAAAAUAUAACAAUGUCGGUUAAGCAAGGCGCACAGCGAUUAUAUUAUAUGAAAAGACCAACUCGAUGGGAUAAAGGAAUCGGUGCUGCAUUACCAGAAGCAUACAAAAAAUUUUGGAGAGAAUGGAAAAUACAGCAGCCAACUGCAGUUCACUAUGUUAAACAGGAAGGUGUUUAUGUGAGAAAUGAAGAAACUGAAGAAGUACGCCUAGUACAAAAUGUACCAAUACCUUUACAAUACCCCAAAGAGAUUCAUCACGGUAUAUGGGGAGGAGAAGCUAUUGUGCAAGGCUUUAAGAAAAAAGGCAGAUUCAAGAGAAGAGUCCCACAUUUUUGGAUACCUUGUCUGCAAAAGUCUGUGGUCUACAGUGAAGUUCUUGACACGUAUAUGAGAAUUGUUGUUACUAGUAGAACAAUUAAAUUAAUUCACGAAAAUUAUGGAUUUGACCAUUAUUUAUUAAAGACACCAGCUUGUGAUUUGAAGUCCUUACUUGCCUUGAAAUUGAAACGUCAGAUACUCAUUGCAUUAGCAGAUAAAACUUUAUAUCCUGACAAUCCGGAGAAACGCGCAGAGGUGUACGCUAAAUAUGAACAAUACCUGUCCGCUUACACGAGAGAAGAAAUAGAAUGGUACGGUAUGUCGUACGCGAAUGCCUUGAAAAAGUUUUUAGCGUUAAAAGAUACAACACCGCAACCCUUGAAAAUCAAAUAUAGGUCAGAAUUAAUCGCCAAACUCAAGGAGAACAAAAUUAAAGAAGCUGAAAACGUGGACGUGUCACCAGAACAAACAAGUUCUUCGUGGUUAAGCAAAAUAAAUCCCUUUUCCAAAAGUCCAAAGACCGAAUAGAUAAAUAUUUAUUGUAUAUUGUAAGGAAUUUUGCAAUAUCUAACUUCUUAAAUUCCUUUCUUCGAGAUGUAUGUUCUGUGACAAAAAUAUUCG